Messenger RNA from Helianthus annuus (common sunflower), 798 nucleotides. RefSeq names its product trafficking protein particle complex subunit 2-like protein. The transcript has 6 exons. Gene Ontology annotation, biological process: endoplasmic reticulum to Golgi vesicle-mediated transport. Bases 151 to 582 code for a protein of 143 amino acids. NCBI's taxonomy places the organism in Eukaryota, Viridiplantae, Streptophyta, Magnoliopsida, Asterales, Asteraceae. The record is from RefSeq and is a predicted model, not a curated record. Gene Ontology annotation, cellular component: nucleus; cytoplasm; TRAPP complex.
GUUCAGCCCAAAUGAAGUUUCCAAUAAACACCCAAAUCAAAUGAAGCCUGCUGGUUCUUGAUCGACUCGCAAAGGACGGAGGGUGACCAAGGGGUUGUUGAUUCUCGAUCGAAUUCAGGAAGGAAUCAAUCGAAAGUGCAGAUCGGGAAGAUGAUCGUCUGCAUCGCAGUCGUUGGGCAUCAGAAUAAUCCGCUGUACAUUCAGAGCUUCACUGAAGCAGACGAUGCGCUCAAGCUUCACCAUAUAGUUCAUUGCUCUCUUGAUGUUGUUGAUGAAAGAGUAAACAACCCAAAAAAAUCCGGACCAAUGCUGAAUGAGACAUUUCUUGGUCUUCUAUAUCCAACCGAAAAUUACAAAGUGUAUGGUUAUUUAACUAACACAAAGGUGAAGUUUAUCCUUGUCACAACAGACCUUGAUGUCCGUGAUGCUGAUGUAAGAAAUUUUUUCAGGAGGUUUCACUCUGCAUAUCUAGAUGCUGUAUCGAACCCAUUUCAUGUUCCUGGUAAAAAGAUAACUUCCAAAACGUUUGCUGAACGGGUGACUAAUAUCGUCAAGUCAGUUAGCUUCCAUACAACUGGAUGAAUUCACAUUGUCAGAUCUUUCUUUAUUACCUUCCAGUCUGGGUAAUACUUGUUUUAUCAAGAACUUGUUCUGCGUUGUAAUAUGUUUUUUCCGUUCCUUAUUUUAUAUUUAGGUGAGAUCCAACUUUAUUUUAGUCACCAACUUAUUUUUGUUUGUAAUCAUAAAAAGCAUAUGUUGUUUUUUCUCUACAUUUAAUUAAACGGACAAACUUUUUUA